AUGGCAGUCAUCAUCAUCGGGCGCGCCGUCAUCUCCAUAUUCGCUACCCUAAUCGCGUGGUGCGGGCUUCGCUGGCACGUCGGAUUCACGGUGCAGAACAGGUUUACCUGGGGCAUGAGAGGGAGCUACAUCCCGCUCGUGCAGCGCGUGAUGUUGAACUUCAUUUGGUGCGCGAUCCAGGCGUGGAAUGGCGGGAAACUAGUCACCGUCAUGCUCACCGCCAUAUUUCCGUCGUUUGCGACGGUUCCGAACUCGCUGCCCGCCAACGUUCCGGCCACGACCUCAGAAAUGAUCGGGUUCUUUGUCUUCUGGAUCUGCUCAGUACCUUUCCUUUGGGUCCCGCCUGAGAAAUUUCGCCGUCCGUUCCAAAUGAUUUCCAUCUAUUGUGGGCUAGUCAUGCUUUGUAUGCUCAUAUGGUCGCUGUCAGUCGCCCGAGGCGUAGGACCCGUAUUCCACACCGGAACCAAGAUGUCCGUGAAAUGGUCCACAUCCUGGAUCAUGCUCUCCACCCUCAACAGCAUCAUAGGCGGCAACGCGGCGGGCAUGACGAACGGCUCUGACUUUUCGCGCUACGGAAAGUCUGCUAGAGCCUACAUCCUAGGCACCUUUGCCUGCCUCUUCUGCACAGGCACGCUUGUCUCUUUUGUCGGUCUUGUCGUGACAGCGGCAGCUCAGAAGAUCUACGGCAAGGUGUACUGGAACCCGCCCGACUUGCUCAUGCGGAUGAUGGAGAGCGGCGACGGGAGCUCAAAGGCUCGAGCCGGUGUGUUCUUUCUCGCGCUCGGGUUCGCGCUUACUUCUGGCUUCGAGAAUAUCUGCGGCAAUGCGGUCGCCGGCGGCAUCGAUCUUUCAGGGAUGUUCCCGCGCUAUAUCAACAUCCGGCGCGGCGCGUUCAUCACCUUCCUCGCCAUCUGGAUCGUCCAGCCGUGGCAGCUAAUCAACCGCGCAGCGACGUUCCUUACCGUCGUCUCCUCCUUCUCCGUCUUCCUCGCGCCCAUCAUGGGCCUCAUGUGCGCCGACUACUUUUUGCUGCGCAGGCAGAGAAUUAUGCUCUCGGAUCUGUACGAGCCGUACGGGUCGUAUCACUUUUGGCAUGGGGUCAACUGGAGGGCUAUCGUCGCGUGGCUUGUCGGAUGGGCGCCGACGAUAGGAGGACUGAUCGCGACCGUGAAGCCUCUGCCGAACGCUUCUCGCGCCUUGUUCGAGCUGUACUACCUCUCGUUCUUCUACGGAUUCUUUAGCUCGUUUGUGGUCUUCUACGUCGUGACCGUCACCUUCCCCGUCGCCGGGAUGGGCGACAUUGACAACGUCGACACCUUUGGCACGUUCACGCCGGAUGAAUGCAAGCGUUUGGGAAUCGCAGCCCCAGAGUCCCCGGCCGAGUCGGGUACAACGGACAGGUCUCUUGAGAAAACGGAGAUGGACGAGAAAGCCGUCGUCGUCGAUCUAGAGUAUCGAUGA
Heterobasidion irregulare TC 32-1 is the source of this 1461-nucleotide messenger RNA. RefSeq names its product Nucleobase cation symporter. Bases 1 to 1461 code for a protein of 486 amino acids. The transcript has 5 exons. Gene Ontology annotation, cellular component: plasma membrane. The record is from RefSeq and is a predicted model, not a curated record. Gene Ontology annotation, biological process: nucleobase transport; transmembrane transport. NCBI's taxonomy places the organism in Eukaryota, Fungi, Basidiomycota, Agaricomycetes, Russulales, Bondarzewiaceae. Gene Ontology annotation, molecular function: nucleobase transmembrane transporter activity.